AUGUGCGUUCGAUGGGAUUAUAUUUCGCCAAAGAGCUCUGAAUUUGCGCUUGCCCCCCCCAAACAGUUCCCAAACCAAUUUUUCACGCAAAAGGAAGUCUCAGCGGAGGACGCUUCACAGUCUACUGGAGACAGCUUAUCUGACAUUCGAAAUGAAGAACUCGAGUUGAUCGAAAAUCAACAAGACGCUAAAAAUGAUGACCCACUGGAUCUCCGGCUCACAGUUCAUUCAACGUUGUCUUCCAACACGGGUUUUGCAGGUAACAGAGGCGGUGAUGUGCUGGGAAAGCGGGAUCGCUCAGGUCCCGCGUCUCCGUCGAUCAGCCUGAUGCCGAGUUUGUUGCUCAUCGCUGCGGGUUCGCUAGAAGCCGCGGUGGAGUUAUUCGGAAAAAAACUGGCCAAACGUUUAGGCCUUAAUGAAAACAGUGCAGCCGUUGCAUGCGUCAGUCUUCGACGUUCAAACCCCGUUUAUAUAUCGAUUGAGAAGCCUGUUAUGGACGCUGAACGAUCGGAUAACCCCGAUUCAGUCGAAGAUGAUCCUGGCAUCGUCCAGGUUUACGCUGGAAAUAUUACAGGAAUAGCCAAGACAAGCAGCCCCACUUCUGAUGCUCUCGAUUCUGCUGAAGCCAACAGCAUCCACAGUAUCGUCGCGAGACGUGGUCCAGUGGAUAUUGGCCUUUACCAUAUUAUGGACGGCAUAGCGUUGGGACACCCCAUCCUCAGAGUCAUUGCCGCCACCGAAACGAAGUUGAGCAGCCAUCUCUUCCAUCCGAUUCUGUCUAUCACCCUCGCCGUGGCCGUCUUGGUCGGUACCUUCGACCAACCCGCUCAAUGUCAGAUGAAAAUGACUGUCUUGGAAGUCAACGAAGGCUAA
Molecule: messenger RNA, 873 nt
Organism: Mesocestoides corti
Lineage: Eukaryota; Metazoa; Platyhelminthes; Cestoda; Cyclophyllidea; Mesocestoididae
Source: the annotation of a GenBank genome assembly